UCCAUAUGAGUCUUCGGUCCGUGGUCGCGAGCAGAUUUCGAAGAAUGUGACUCCUUUCGCGACUGCUCGUGACCGUUCGAUCCUCUCGCCUCGUCGCCCCUCAUCCGAUAUUCUCGGAUGCUACAUUUUUAGACGCGCGGUCGACGGGGGGACAUUAUCCGCUGACGGCUGACGGAUAUAGAUCUCGACUGCGACACUCUGAUGUGACUGUCUGAUGUGACUGUCGAGAGACGCGAGAUUACGCCGUGUGACAAUCCGGGAGGAAGAUCGUGCAUCAUCCGCCUGUCAUCUCUGGAAUUCUACCGUCGUCUACGGACGACGGUCACAUCUCGCUCUGGGCAUUGUUGUUAAUCGGAACGGACGAGCUGUCAGCUGAAGAGGGGUCGAAGGUCGUUUUCCAUGCUGACCCGUCACGAGACCUUGACAAUCGAUAAGAAAGCAUGUGUGUGCACGGACUCGUGAGUUGGCUCGGAGCGUCGAAGGACUCGGCGGUGCGCGAAUGGCUCUCCUUCUCCACGAGACUAGAGGUGACUCGACGGACGCGAUCGCGAGGUUAGACGAUCACGCAUGAAGAACCAUGAAGAGUCCCGCGACGUCCCUGCAACACUUGAAUGGGGGGACCAACGCACAUCCCGUCCCGCCGUCGCAGAGCUUGACGGCACCGGGCAGCGUCAAGUCUCGCUUCGUCAACGUCAACGCCAACGCCAACGCCAACGCCAACGCCAACGCCAGCAGCCACGCGACCACCAACGGUAGUUACCAAGUGGUGAAGGUGGCCGGACGGGAGUCCGGCUGUUACAUCGCCAGCAACAUUGUGCCCAGGGUCGGCAAGCAGCAACUGGUGUCCUUGAAUGGAGACUCGGUUCGCUGCGACAGCGUGAACAUCGACGAGGCGUUGGCAUGCGACGUAGCGCCUGUGCCGCCUGCGACGAGGACCAAGGCACUAUGUGUGCACAUCCGGGAGAACAAGUGGUAUGACGCUGGCAAUAUAGUUUCCGUGGGAGUCGCGGGAACCAGCCUGAAUCAUGCUCUGGAGAGCAUGUCCUUGGCGUACAAUCCUAGCACGAAACAGCUGUACUCUGUAGAAGAUACUAAGGCGCCUCCUCUUGGCAGUGCGCAGAUUGACUGCACUUCUCAAUACUUAGAAUCUCCAUGUAACGGUAAGGAACGAUCCGGCUCCAGCGUAAAACUGGUCGACUCGGAUAGAUAUACGAAACUCGAGAACGUUAGCGCAAACAGUAGUCCGAGGAAUAGUCUGCCUCGAUCGUGUAGCAGCACAGUGUCUUCCCUUAGCGAGAUAUCACCCUCAGGUAGCUUUCUGGGAUCCGACGAGCAACAGCACGUUGUAGAGAAGAACGACAAGACCAAACGUUGGGGAUUAAAUUCGCUGUUCACGAAGAAUGUGUUCUCAUGGAAGAACAAGGGUUCCCAACAAUCGACGCCUACCAGUAGCCCGUCAAGAAGUGUCGAUAAGGUAGGCGGUAGUACAGCUUUAAUUCAACAGCCGAGACCAGCGAAUCUGCCGGCUAAGAACGCGCUGGAGGAGGAACGCCAUCGUAAGCAAUACACUGCUAUUUUAGAGGCAGCAAAAAAGAGAGAAUUGCGCGAGGAGAAAGAGCGCAAGCAACAACGAGAAUCACAGCUCAAGGAGGAAGUGAGAUUAGCCGAGGAUUCUAACACGUGGAACGUGUACGUCCUACCGAAAUUCGAAAGUGUUAAGAACACGAGAAAAGUAAGGGAGCUGUGGUGGCGCGGUUUGCCGCCGAGUGUACGCGGUAGAGUAUGGAAACUAGCGAUUCCAAAUAACUUAAAUGUAACUCCGCACCUCUAUAAUCUCUGCUUGGACAGGGCGAUGUCGAGCCCUACCAACGAGUCAUUAGCUGCAAUCAGAUUAGACGUAUCUCGUACCUUUCCUACCUUAUGUGUCUUUCAAGAGGGUGGACCACUAUCCGACAGCCUUCAGGGUAUUUUGGCAGCGUAUGCCGUAUACAGACCGGACGUGGGCUACGUGCAAGGAAUGAGUUUCGUCGGUGCGGUAUUGUCGUUGAACAUGGAACCACCGGACGCCUUCGCUUGCUUCGCUAAUCUGCUAAAUCAUCCUUGUCACAGAGCCGCCUUUACAUUGGACCAAAAGAGAAUGAACAUUUACUACAAGGUAUAUUCCAGUGCUCUUGCGCAUAAGCUGCCAAAAAUCUUCUCCCAUUUCACCGUAGCCGGAUUGAGCCCAGACUUGUAUCUGUUAGAUUGGUUGUACACGAUAUAUGCCAAAGCAAUGCCUCUUGACGUCGCAUGCAGAAUCUGGGACGUCUUUCUCAGAGACGGAGACGAGUUCCUCUUUAGAACGGCGCUCGGGGUGUUACACUUGUAUCAAGAGGAGUUACUGAAGAUGGACUUCGUGCGUGGCGCUCAGUUUCUCACUAGAUUACCGGAGAAUCUACAGGCGGAAUCAUUAUUCAACAGUAUUAGUCAAAUGUCUACUACCGUCGGGACAACGACGUUCCAGCAAAUGUUGAUUCAAUUCUCGUCGUAAGCGAAAAUGCGUCGGGAGAUACAGCGAAAAUUGAAUUUGAGGUACCGCCUUUAUUAUUACGGUUAGGGGAAAAGCGUGUCUCUCUUGAAGAGAUGCGCAUAUUUGUUACAUAUAUUUAUUAUUGUUUAGUAUUGAACAUUUUUCAUUUCUUUUUGGGAUCUAUAUUUCUACCAACAUAACACGCGAGAUUGAUGGCGUUCAUUUGAAUGGCUCGUGGAUAUAUACUAAAUAUCCCAAUGAAGCAUCUGAAUUAUUAUUUAUUCUAAAUUUUACUAACUUAAUAUUGUUCGAAACUUUUGUCCCGCGAUGGACGUAAAGACGAUAAUGUAUCUAAUCAAUUGCAUAGAAAAUUGGAUCAUUUUCAUGGAAAGUCACAAAAAAUAUAUGUAUAUAUACAUAUGUAAAUGAAUGAAUUUGUUAUAGAAGUCAUAUUUUUCAUGUAAAUAAUAUAACUGACUGUUUCUCAUUUGGUUGUAGAUAUGUUCUUGUAAAGAGUGAAAUUAGAAAAAAUGAUCGGAAUAGAUCCUCAAUGCUCUAUCAAGUAUAUUAGAUCUGUGCGCACUUUGCAUUCUCUUUUAGUGUUUUCCGAAAUAUGACAAAUAUUGUAUUUGUAACAUCUUGGAAAAUACUCUUCAAUAUACGGGAAACACAGAGAUAGAGAGAAAAAGAGAAAAUGUGUGUGUGUGUGUGUGUAUGUGUGUGUAUGUGUGUGAGAGAAUACUAUAUCGUUAGGUUCCAAGUUUAGCUCAAUUGUAUAUAUUAUAUUGUUUGUUUUAUUCCUCACCGGUUUUGCUAUAUCAAUAGCAGUUUUACUAUUAAAAGUUUAUAUUAAAUUUUUAAUAAUUUGUGAUAUUUAAAUGACCGAGAUGCAUCAAUUUUGCUUCACGUACCGACAUACAAAUCGCGAUACCACACGCAGCAUCGUGCAUUCCAACAUUGAGAUAAAUAUCGGUCUAUAUACUUUUUAUGUACCUAUUCAAUUUGUGCUGGAAACCAUCUCUCUUCAACGAACGAAGAGAAGUAUAUACUCGGACAACAAUAUUAUAUUCGAUAUACCGUCACAACAGAUAUUAUAUACACGUAAAUGCAUAUAAUCUCAUUCGUGCAUAGAAUUUAGACACAAUUAAGUGAAAGAAAAGAUGACGCUCGCUAUGAAGUAUUUAAUUGCUAUCUACAAACUCUAAAUAUGCUGAUGUAUUUACGACGAUAUAACACGAAAGACACCUAACGAAAUACUUGAGAUUACGUGCCACAAAACAUAUAUUUCAUAUGAAAAUUUUAAUCGAAUAUCAGCUUGUGUGCAGACGCGAGGCUAAAUAGUGCAAACGUAAAGAUAUAAUAAGGAAAUGAAUUAACGAAUUUCUAAUGCGAAUCUUUGAUAACUAAUUAAAGAUAUUGCGUUAGGUAUUUAUGCCGUGAGCAUAUUACCUUUGCGAUUGCACGUUUAUUUCCUGGAACAUGUAACGAGUUAGGUUUUUUUGCGCAGUUCUGGAGUUCUUCCCGACGAAUCGAUGCGUGCUGCUUGCAUUAUUUCGCUUCGUUAUUUUUAGUCUUCGGUACUCAUGAAUAAGGUGCUGAGUAUGAGAUUAUUACAAUCAAGCGUGUGUGAUAAGAAAAGUUCUGCGAUAUACGCGACGCGGCGAAAAGUUUCACCGACUUAUGCGUUUCGCGUUUCGCUUAGUAUUUAAUUAAGUGGAUAUAUUUUCUCUCUUCGUUAUUGUACGGCAGUCAGCUUGGUUUGAAACAGCGAAAUCUUAUGAUGUCCCGUCUUUUGAGUGGCCUUCAUAACGAAGAUAGGAUAAAUUCGAGGUUUAGGAACAUAUGAGAACUUUCUAUAUGUAAUUACCGAACCUUAUCUUUCUCCUAAGGGAAUAAUCUCAAAGGUGUAUUUUCAUACAAUCUAACUGCAAUAAGCUUAUUGUGUGUGCUUGUUGUGCGUAUCUAUUUAAUACGGAUGUGUGCGGAAUAAAGGGAUUUUUUAGUUCUUACUAGAUAUCCACGAUAUCUCAGAAUGACAACUCAGAGUCACAAGCACAUCGCGAUAUAGCUGCGUAUAGCAUGGCUUGGGAGCUUGAAAUUUUACGGAAAAUAUAGAAUAUAUCGUCUCACACCUACCGGUAUAAAAUUAUAUAUUCAAGUACAUAUAUCACUUUUAUAUUAAUGGGACAAGAUGGAAACACGGGGCUGGGAGUUAUAGAAGCUGUCGAAUUGCUAAUUGCUGAAAUGACGCGAAACAAUCAUCGCGGUUCGUUGAGUUUUCACUUGUCACUUUGAAACGAGAUUACCUGAACUUGUAGCGCUGCUUCGUGGUGGUUAUUUAUUUUAUGU
This is a messenger RNA of Harpegnathos saltator (Jerdon's jumping ant), 4858 nucleotides long. Its product is annotated as TBC1 domain family member 14. Bases 578 to 2530 code for a protein of 650 amino acids. Lineage: Eukaryota; Metazoa; Arthropoda; Insecta; Hymenoptera; Formicidae. Gene Ontology annotation, molecular function: small GTPase binding; GTPase activator activity. The transcript has a single exon. The record is from RefSeq and is a predicted model, not a curated record. Gene Ontology annotation, biological process: regulation of GTPase activity.